GAAGAUACGACGAUAACAUGAAAGAGCCAACGCCGUGCUUAUUGUUGGCGAGUGCAUUGAAUGCAUAGCGGUGUCUGUCUACUACUAGCUAGCUAGUAUCAGAAUGACUCAGUGGUUGGUGUUGUUGUGUACUGGUAUGGCAGUGGCGGGCCAUGGAUGGUCCAUCCGCCGCAGCUUACCAAGACGACGAUGUUCCGGACCACUUGGUUUUUGCAGGAUGACAGCUGCCGUUGACGGUGAUGAGGAAGUGUACAGCAUCCGGUACAGUCCCAACUUUCAUCGUCACAUUGUGUCCACCGCUACUAGUAGUAGUAGUGGCAAGAAGCGAGUUGUCCUGGAGAGCUUUGAAUGGUUGGACGAAGCGCAACGCAAAUAUCCGACGGCGUCACUCGAGCCCAUGGACUUGCCGCCUCCACCUCUUACCACUAUGCAUACAUACAACGAGUCGUCAUCAUCCCACAGUACGCGUCAGCAUCCUUCAGACGAACAAAUCCAAUUGUCCGAAAUUGUGGCAGGCGCGGGAAUGCACGAGACGACCGUGUAUUACCGCGACGACACACACAAUAGCAGCAGCAGCAGUACGACCGUCAAGGCCAACAAUGGUGGUGCCUAUCUCCUCCGAUUCUUGCAAAAACUGUACACCACAUGGCCCACACUGAAUCCGGCCGAAAUUCAUCGCGCCGUCAUGGACAAGUUUCCACGGAUUGCCUUUUACGACGCCGCAUUGGUUCAUGAACGACUCUUUUUUCUACUCUCGCCCUUGCCGCCUCCUAAUGUCUGCAAUGCUACUACUACUAGUAGCAAGGAUACAGACUUUCCACUGCUCUUUUAUCGAUAUGGCUAUGGCGCGGGGUGGACGCCCAGUCAACUGGCACAGGCAUUGCAAACACUUCCGCAAUUCUGGUUGCCCCUUUACUUGAGUGACGCAUUGGCAUCGUCUCGUCGUCCCCAAGACUUUUUGCCCUACAUUUUCUAUCAUCUCAAUUCACAGCAACAACAGUCACAACAACAACAACAACAGCAGCAGUCACAACAGCAGUCACAACAACAACAGUCACAACCAGUAUCCACUCUACAUCAUCCUCCGGCACUCGAUACGGAUCUGUCACUGGGUGUGACAGCGGCGGACAUUGCCAGUUGGGCCCAUGCGCAAUCGGCACUGGGCAUGACAUCCGCGCAAUGUCAAUUUCUCUUGCAAGCAUUUCCAUCGUUACGGACGUGCGACGUCCAACCCGGGUGGGACAUGUUGCUGCAAGGACCCGUUCGCUAUCAACUCCACGAAGAUGCCAUGGCAUAUUUGCGACUGCGAUUGCAAUUAUUGGAUCCCAGUCAUAUUGUCUGUCUCUUCAAGACAUAUACACUGCUGACGCACAAGCGUGUGGCGCCAUUGAAGAAGAGUUGUGACUAUUUGCAAUCAGCACUCCAAUUGAAGUCGCGGGAGCUACAACAGUUGAUUCAGCGCAUGCCGUCAUUGUUGGGCAGUUCCACCACGAGUUUGCAACGACGCAUCGACUUCUUUUUGACUACUGUAGGCAUGUCCUUGGAGCAAACCAUACAGUCCGUCUUGAUACUACCGGCAUUGCUCCAAUAUAGUAUGGACAAUCUAGAGAGCACCUACGAGUUUUUCCAACAGUACGUGGGCAGCGACGAUUUGCCCCAAGUCUUGGCCCGGAAACCUCACAUCUGGGGACUCUCGGUCGAAACAAGAUUGCAACCCUGGGUGGCAGCAAUGCAAGCCUACUUGAAUUUGACGGACGAACAAGUCCGCGACCAAGUACUUGGACGAGCUCCCGAAUUGCUCCUCUUUUCCUGGAAUGGAAAUCUAAAACCUAAACUGCAAUUCUUGGCCCAACGAUUGGAAUUGCAUCCACAACAACAAGCAUUGCCAAGGCUAAUUUUGGCAAAUCCUCGCAUCCUCACCUAUAGCAUUCUAUCUUUGGAACCCAAGAUUCGACUGCUGGAAGAACACUACCACAACCCAGAAGCAGCAACAACCGUGCGCGACCUCAUUCUCGACAAUCCAUCGCUCCUCGUUAUUGGACACGCCGCGUUGCAAAAGCGACUCAAACACAAUCAACACACCACCAAAGUCGGACGCAUCCAACGCCGGGUCGUUCAAAUGGACGCCGACAAUAACCAUCCAAUCAACGAGUUUGCCACGGUCAGCGAGGCAGCUGCAGCAGCCGGGACCAGCCCCAGUAAUAUGUAUUCCCUCCUACGACAAGGACGAGUGUUUCGAAAAACCAACUCGCGAUAUGCCUACGAAACAAAAGACAACACAGAGGAAGCAAACGAGGAGGAUACAAAGGAUGCAGGAAAGGGUGGUGGUGUUCGACACGACAUGUCACGGCUCUACGACGUUACCAACGCACCACAUUCGUUUGAUUGCCUCUAUGCAUCCGGACGAGUUUGUCCUCCCGAUAAUGCAUCGCAAGCAAGGGGACUUCGGAGGGUGGGAGGGAUUGCCGUGGCCAUUCCUGGCAUGUUGUCCGUCUCCAGUACUGCCAUUCUGUUGCAACAGGCAAUUGACGAUUGUUCCCAAGGGCAACUGCUGCGAUUAAAAAAGAAUGAUGGGGCAUUGUCGGGGGCGCUAUUGGGAUAUCCCUUGCUAUUGCCAUCGAGACGGCGAUGCAGCUUGUUUGCCUGUCUUGUCGCGCUCCGUAUCGUCACUCGAUAUGUGGCCUUGUUGACUGGUGCUAUUACCAAACAACAGCGGAAUCUGGGACAACCAGAGACUGGUAGCAAUGCGACAAUAUCAACAUCAGCACGUCGUCCAUCAUCAGUGCCGUUGCCUACACACGUGGAUAUUGUCACGGAUUCCACCUAUGCGUUUGGACUCUUGAACGAUACUGCUAGACUGUUGGACUGGGCUAUGGCACCGACACAAGCAGAUUUCGUCUACCAAGGAGACGAAGGCAGCCCCUCUUGGUGGGCCAACAAGGACAUCAUUUGGCCCUUGUCGAGAGCCUAUUCUCGAUUUGUCAACUUUACCCAAUCCACAGCAGUGGGAAGCAACAUUACAGUCAACUUUGUAUUGCAGACACGGGGAGAGAAGAAUCUAGUGGCCGCUGCGGCGUUUCGUCAACAAGUGGACAGCUGGGCCAAGGAAGCCGCAUCAGUACAAUAUCAACGACUGUCACUGCAGCAGGAGAGCUUCACUCCGAAAUAAAUAGUUGGCAUUGAGUGAGCUCCUCGUUUUUACAAUCGAGAUUCGCCAAAGAGAAAAUUGCGAGAGGGCCCAUGGAACGCAUUGUCGGAGCUGGCCGGUUUGUGACAAGGCGGCAACCACGUGAUUCUGAGUUGCGAUUUCAAAUCAAAAGGCAAGCUGAAAAUCGUAUUCCUCUGCAAAUUUGGGAACACUUCUCUCGAACACUGCUCCUGAACACUUCUCCCGAACACUCUCAGUAUUGUAGAGUAUUACUUUCUGAAUUAUCAGUGGACAGGCUUCUAGUAUUUUGCAGACAAUUUUCGUGGACGAUUUUUGUAAGCACCGAACCGUACUGCACCACCUCCAAGUAGAAAUUACUAUGGACCACCUCCGAGUCGAGUUAAUCUCAGAGGAGAGCUCCGUUGUUGGCCCCCCUCGUUCUCUCGGCCCACUGGCAAAUCAUAACAGUGCACUUGAACCCAUCGCAUCCGUCCACGAUGCUUUCACUAUUUACUCUGGUUAGAACUCUUUUAAAAAACAAACUUCAACGAUUUUUAGAUCC
This is a messenger RNA of Seminavis robusta, 3710 nucleotides long. The record is from the annotation of a GenBank genome assembly. Lineage: Eukaryota; Bacillariophyta; Bacillariophyceae; Naviculales; Naviculaceae.